Molecule: messenger RNA, 2109 nt
Organism: Closterium sp. NIES-67
Lineage: Eukaryota; Viridiplantae; Streptophyta; Zygnematophyceae; Desmidiales; Closteriaceae
Source: the annotation of a GenBank genome assembly
GACGGUUCACGACUGGCCGUGUAUUUUAGUAGUUCUUGUGUGAUGCUGGUAACCGGAAACGCAUUGUAACCUCUUUUCGCUAGACACCACGUCCUUUCGUGAGUCUCGCCUCACAGAUUUCUCUCCGAAACAUAGGAUUUGCUAGAUUGUGAGUCGGCUGGGAUAUUUCCUGAAUGACGUAGGUUCUGCUCCUUAGGUUUCUCGCUUCCUUGGGCGCUAAGUUUGCUUGCUGCCCAACACCCGAAUCUCGUCUGAUUAAUUCGUCAUUGGCGAAGAUGAAUUCGUCACAGGCGGGUUACUUCGCGAAGCAGGGGCUGAGCAUGCUGUACAACGCCACUGUAACGAGCGUGAGUGCGAUUGCAACGGGGAUAAACAAGGCCUACCAGACGUACACUGACUACUACGAGCGCGACCAGAUCGAAGCUCUUAAGAAGUCCGGCAAGCGACCAGCCGACAACCUUUACCUAGUCCUGCAGCGCUUCCAGUACCUCAGCAUGGCCGGCUACAACAACGAGGUUGCCGCUGCCGCCCAGAAGGCAGCUGCCAAGCUGACGGCUGGUGAGAAGAGCUCAGUGGCGCACGAGACACUUCUACUUCUCACCAGGGUGCUGACAGGAGUGGCGCAGCGGUACGGCGAGCAGUCAGGGCAGGGGUGGGGGCUGCAGGACUUCCUCAACUCGUCUCGCAUGGGCAAGGACCACUUCGACCGUGACCAGCUCGUCAUCGACUUCUACUUCGCCAUUCUCUUCGUCCAGGACGUGUGUGGGGGACCGGGCCCGCAGUUUGAGCAGGCGAUUCGCGAGGCGACAGGACGGCUGGUGGAAGGAGACAAGUUUGUGGGCGAGGGAGGGGGGUUUUCCGGUGGUGGUGCAUCCUCCUCCAUCCCCUCAUAUGCUGCCGUGCCGUCAGCCAGUGCCCUGCCUGCUGACCAGGACCCCAAGAAGAAGGCAAUGAAGGUGGUGCAGGUGCUGUCUCAGGCCGUCCGCAAGGCAGCAGAGGACGCAGACGGGCGCAAGCAGCGCUCGCUCAAAGACGCAGAGGAGAUGCUUCGAAGGGAGAACGAAAAGGCAGCCGCAGCUGCCGGUAUUGGUGGGUAUGGUGGUGCGGCCGUGCCUGCUGCCAAGCCUCUCAGCAGCUUUGGCGGCGGAGCCUCGGCAGCGGCGCCAGUGGGUGGUUAUGGCUCAUCUGCUGGUUUGGCCGCCAAGCCUAGUAGUGUGUCGAAUUGGGGCGGGGGGAGCGGGGCAGCAGCAGCGGCACCUAGCCCGUGGGGGGGGUGGGGGGGAGCGACAGGUGGCAGCACGACGGGAGGGAGCUCUGGCUGGGGCACUGGCAGCGGUGGCAGCUUGAUAUAGUAAUUGCGGAGCACAGAGGCACAUAUGGUGUUAAUUUGAGGUGGUGUCGGGGCAUGCGUAGCAGGCUCUGCAGUGGUGCAUGACAGGAGGAGUUGAUUUGAUAUGAGUGACAGGGGAGCAGAGCAAACAAGGACACCAGGGCAGGGGGGCAGGCAGGGGGAGGCGUGGGAGCAACACAGGAGGUAGCUCUGGCUGGGGCACUGGCAGCGGGGGCAGCUUGAUAUGACUGAGAGGGGAACACAGAUGGUGACAGCAACACAGAUGGUGUUGUUUAUGUAAGGUGGUAUGUUAGCACAGUCAACAGGCACUCUGCAGUGGUGCACAACAGGAGGGGGUCUGGAUGGGGCACUGGCAGUGUUGGCAGCUUGAUAUGAUUGUGCUUCUGUCCCACAUGGUGCUGAUACAUACGUCUUGCUGUAGCAGCAGGCUUUGUUGAUAUGGCUCGGUGUUUUUGUGGCUCGGCGUUUAUGUGGCUCGGCGUUUACGUGGCUCGGCGUUUACGUGGCUCGGCGUUUACGUGGCUCAAUGUGUCACUGUACCGGCACCUCUGGAGAUGGCUGUACUGUGUGACGGGCUCUGUUUAUAUGGCUCAGCGGGUUGCCACCACCAACCAUAGUACCGGUACCUCUGGCUGCUGGAUAUGGUGAUCCUGUUGAGUGUGGGAGUGUGGGUAAUGUUACAGAAUUCUUAUUGCCUUCAUAUAAGAUGACAUACACUCUACAACCAGCAGACCCUCAAGGUGUUUAUCCAUUUCAAA